Molecule: messenger RNA, 819 nt
Organism: Ostreococcus tauri
Lineage: Eukaryota; Viridiplantae; Chlorophyta; Mamiellophyceae; Mamiellales; Bathycoccaceae
Product: UNC-50
Exons: 1
Coding region: 1-819 (272 amino acids)
Cellular component (GO): Golgi membrane
Source: RefSeq, a predicted model, not a curated record
AUGCUUCCGACCACGAGCUCGGACGCCGCGGAGUCUCGGGGAUCGCACCGCCGAGCGUCGUACGCCGAGCGGUACCGGGUAUACGUCGCCGCGGCGGCGAAGAGCGCGCAGACGGGGCACUAUCUCCGACGCGCGUUUCGCUGGCGGCAAAUGGACGUUGAGUAUUCGUUAUGGCAGGCGGCGGCGAUGUGCGUGAACCCGAAGGCGGUGUACAGACACACGACGUAUCGGAAGCAGACGAAGAAUCACUGGGCGCGGGACGAUCCGACGUUCGUCGUGCUGUCGUGCGUAGCGGUCGGUUUGGCGGCGAUCGGGUGGUGCGCGGCGUACGGAGACGGCGGGACGAGCGGGAGUGCGAGGGUCGUCGCGCGGUGCGUGAUCGGGGAUUAUUUGGGUGUGGGGGCGGUGUUAGCGACGGUUUCGUGGCAUCUGGCGAACACGCAUCUUCGAACGAAGCUUCCGGGUGGGCACUCGCACGCGGUGGAGCAGCGGGUGGAGUGGCUGUACGCGUUCGACGUGCACUGCAACGCCUUUGUACCGACGUACGUCCUGCUCUACGUCGUUCAGCUCACGCUUAGUCCACUGCUUCGUGCCGAAGGGCGGCUCGCGAGUGCGCUGAGCUGCGCGUUGUACGCCGUGGCGUUGGUCUAUCACAACUACUGCGCCUUCAUUGGGUACAACGCGCUGCCGUUUCUGGAGAACACUGAGUUCUUCCUCUACCCAGCAGCCGCCGCUCUCAUCGCCGCUCCCAUCGCCGCCCUCAUCGCCUUCAAUCCCACUCGUUUCGUUCUCUCAAUCUACUUCGCUCACUCGUCGUGA